Moneuplotes crassus is the source of this 1178-nucleotide messenger RNA. NCBI's taxonomy places the organism in Eukaryota, Ciliophora, Spirotrichea, Euplotida, Euplotidae. The record is from the annotation of a GenBank genome assembly.
AUUUAAUAAAAAUGUCACUCGGUUAUACAAUAACAUUAGUUCUUCUUUGAGGAAUUCUCAGUUGUUCCUUGGCACAACCAGAUGGGGCUUUGACUGUUGCUCAAAGAUGCGAGAGAUAUGGAUUUGGAUAUGAGGAAUAUCAGAUCACUACUGAAGAUGGGUACAUCAAUACUCUUAUGAGAAUCCCAUCAACUCCGGGUAGUCAACAAGCAGCAGGCAAGCCUCCAUUAUAUUUUAUCCAUGCGACUCCAUUCUCUUCAGAAGAUUUCACAGCCCGUGGUCCAGAAGACUCUCCAGCUUUUCAUUUUGCUAAUCUAGGGUACGAUGUAUGGUUAAACAACUGGAGAGGCAGCAUUCAUAGCAGAGGUCAUGUCCAAUAUGAUCCUCAAACAGAUCACGAAUAUUGGAACUAUGACUUAGUUGACAUGAGAUAUGACCUCCUGGCUGACAUCAUGUUUAUUCUAAAUACUACAGAGUAUGACCGAUUAAGCACUUAUGCAUUCUCAAUGGGAGGUACUACUCUUGCAUACGCAAUGGCAAUAGAGGCCGAAUUCUUUGCAUCAAGAAUUGGUGUGGCUGCUCUAAUGGCGACUCCAAUUUCAUAUGCUCACACAAACAACUUUAAUUAUGCAAUUGCAGGGAACUAUCCGUGGAUACUCACUUUGUUUGGAGGAAACAGUGGCAUUUAUCAUGGGCCAGGAGGCUUACUUGAUUUUGUUCAGAGAAAUAUAUGAGCACCAUUCCCUACUCUUUGUAUGAUUUUAGGUGGUCAAGACCCAAAUUCAGAUGAUUUAGAAGGGUUCUCUAACCUCAUGAUGCAAGGAGGAAGAGGCGAGAGCACUAGAAUGACCACUCAUUUUGUUCAGAGUGCCAGGACGGGGAGAGUCUCAUAUUUCGAUUAUGGAGCUCAAGGGAAUCUUGAAGUCUAUGGAACAGAAGAAGCUCCAUUAAUCCCAUUACAAAACACUGAUAAUCCAGUUGCUCUUUUAUACUCAGAAGAGGAUCCAGGGUCAAACCCUAUAGAUAUUGAACAAUAUAUAGAUCUCCUAGGAGAUAAUUGAGUAUUUUAUCAAUACUAUGAUGUUACUCACACAGGGUUCUUGGUUAGUGAAAACUUCCCAUUUUACCCCGAUUUAGAAGAGCUAUAUGAAACUUUUAGAGGAGAAAUAACAGUAUAA